AUGGGAGGCGAUAAUUCUAAGCUUGGUUAUCGUAAUGCUGUCAUACAACUCACUACAAAGACUCAGCCAGUGGAUUCUAAUGAUAAUAACUUCUGGGAUCAAUUCUGGACUGAGUAUCCCAUGUCAAUCCAAGAUAUUUUCGCCCUUAUUCCCGCGGCUGAAAUCCGAGCACUAAGAACAGAGGCUCCCAAUAACCUGGCAACUCUGUGUUAUAAGGCUGUUGAGCGGAUCUCGCAGGUCGCUGAGUCUGCAUCACUAACAUCGAAGGAUCAGCUUACGGUUCUUAAUUGUAUCAGAUUACUGACUAGAUUAUUGCCGUAUAUAUUCGAAGAUAUUGAGUGGCGAUCGUUCUUCUGGUCACCACUUCCAGCUGACCCUUCUUCAGCCAGAGAAGGCGAAUUUGUACCUUUAGCUCAAAGCUUACUGUCAGCACUUUGUGACUUACUGUUCUGCCCAGAUUUUACGGUGAAUUCCAUAUCUAAAACUGGACCUGAUUGCCCAGAAGAUAUGCAUACCAUUGACAGUUGUGAGUAUAUCUGGCAAUCCGGUGUAGGCUUUGCACAAACCCCUGCAGUAAAUGCUGUCCAUGAUUCGAAUCGAACAGAAAUUCUCAAACUUAUUUUGACCUGUUUCUCUGAGACAAUGUAUUUGGAACAAGAAGAAGCACAUCGAAUUGAAAAUAAAUGGGUCACAUUUUUCACGAGUACAGCCAACAGACAUGCAUUACCAUUGUUUACCUCUUUGUUGAAUGUUGUUUGUGCAUAUGAUCCAGUUGGCUCAGGAUUACCUUACAACCACCUCAUGUUUUCUGAUUCACGUGAACCUUUAGUUGAAGUAGCUCUACAGAUUUUAUGUAUAACUUUGGAACCGGAUACUGUGAUAUCCACUCCUACAUAUUCAAAUGCAUCACUUAGAGAUACAAACUCUUCUCAUAGUCAUGCAUGCUCAGAUGUAGAUGAACAAGUCAGUUUAAAUGGUACUCGAACGAUAAGUCAAAACAGUGGUGGAGCAGGUGAUUUGUGGAAUAAUGAAAUCAAUCUGUUUGUGAAUUAUAUGUCCCGUUUACACAGAGAUGAGGAUUUUGCCUUCAUACUGUUAGGAUUAACUCGCCUGUUGAAUAAUCCUCUAACGCAAACGUAUCUUCCUGGAUCAAGUAAAAAAAUUCAAAUGCAUCAAGAAUUAUUAGUACUAUUUUGGCGAAUGUGUGAAUGCAAUAAAAAAUUUAUGUAUUACGUGUUGAAGUCAAGUCAUGUUCUAGACUUGAUUGUACCUAUCCUGUAUCAUUUGAACAAUUCACGUAAUGAUCAAUCACGUAUUGGAUUAAUACACGUUGGUGUAUUCAUUUUGUUAUUGCUUAGCGGGACAAGGAAUUUCGGUGUUCGUUUGAAUAAACCUUAUCGUCAUCGUUCUUUGUUGGAUAUACCAGUGUUUACUGGAACACAUGCUGAUUUAUUAGUCAUAGUUUCACAUAAACUAAUCACAAGUGGUCAUAAUCGUCUGAAUCCAUUAUUCGAUUGUUUACUAACAAUCAUAGCUAAUGUUUCACCCUACUUGAAAAGCUUGUCAAUGGUAUCAUCAAAUAAACUGUUGCAUUUGUUAGAUGCAUUCAGUCAACCAUGGUUCUUGUACAGUAGUCCAUCUAACUAUCAGUUAGUAUUUUUAUUACUAGAAGUGUUUAAUAACAUUGUCCAGUAUCAAUUUGAUGGUAAUAGUAAUUUAGUUUACACGCUAAUCAGAAAGCGUCAAAUAUUCUUUCGAUUAGCCAACUUACCUACAGAUCAAGCCAGUAUAAAUAGUGUAGUUAAAAAGCAAAUCAAAUCAUCACAACAAGGAGCUACUGCUGCUGGUGGUGGUGCUGCUAGUGUUACGUCAAGAGUGUCUACUGGUGAAAUUAGAAAGUCUACUGAUUCGUCUACAGGUCAGUUGAUUUCGGAAAUGUCUAAUCGUUUAUCUAUGGAAUCUAAUCUACCCGGGACACCUCCAUCAACUCCAACUGAGUCUACUGAUCAAGUGACCUCUCAGCUGAAUGAAGUCAAUAUAAACGCUAAAUCAGGUGAUAUAAUCCAGACAAGUUUAGCAGAUAUACCACCAUUACACAAAAUGACUGAUCAACAUUUAGGCAAUGCUGGUGAAAUGAGUGAAUACUAUUCAAAUCUUACUGAUAACAAUCACAAGCAUAGCAACAGUAAUAAUAGUAAUAGUCAUAAUAAUACUAAUGAUGAAAUUGAAAAUAAUUUAAUUUCACAUUCAUCACCUGGUCAACGUGUCUCAUCAACACCUGUGGAUAAUAUUGAGAAUAAUAAUAAUAAUAGUAGCAGUAGUGGCUCUAAUAACAAAGAUGCUGAUAAACAAUCAAUCGAUGAUGGUGAUGAUAAUGAUAAUGAACAGUCUUCUUCAUCGUAUAGAACUGCAACUUCAGAAAGUUGUUCUCAGUCGAAUAGACUCAAUCGAUCGAAAGACAUUUUAGAGUCUUCGUUAAACUCAAAUCUGAAAUCUCAUCAUUCUUCUUCUGGUGCAACAGCAUCAACAACGACAAUAACAACUGUUGGUAGUAGUAAAGAAGAAGAAGAAGAGGGAGAAUUGCAUACUCCUCAUCCAAUAGUACUAUUAGGCGAUGAUGUCAAGUCUACAAAAUCAUCGGAUAGUUUACUGCAUUCAUCCAAUUGGCAACCAACAUCUGAUUGGAUAUGCAGUUGGAAGGCGAAAAUGCCCUUACAGACAAUUAUGCGUCUACUGCAAGUUUUAGUGCCUCAAGUUGAAAAAAUGUGUAUUGAUAAGGGUUUAACAGAUGAAACUGAAAUUGUUCGUUUUCUUCAAAAUGGUACACUGGUUGGUUUAUUGCCCGUCCCGCAUCCAAUAUUAAUACGGAAAUAUCAGUCGAAUAUUGGUACAACUAUAUGGUUUCGUAAUUAUUUAUGGGGAUUAAUCUAUCUAAGGAAUGUUAAUCCUCCUAUCUGGUAUGAUACAAAUGUACGCUUAUUUGAAAUUCAACUAAGUGGUCUGUGUGUUCGUUGUCUGAGUGUUUCGUCAAUUGUUCUUCCUCAAAUUGUAUUUCAUUUUCGUUUAUACGCUAAUGUUUGA
Trichobilharzia szidati is the source of this 3081-nucleotide messenger RNA. NCBI's taxonomy places the organism in Eukaryota, Metazoa, Platyhelminthes, Trematoda, Strigeidida, Schistosomatidae. The record is from the annotation of a GenBank genome assembly.